AUGGGUGAUAUCCCGCCAGGGUUUGGGCAAGGUUCCCAGGAAACAACUGGGAACGAGCCGGCUGGAAACUUCACACCCGAGUCCGGGCCAACAAUUGAGACACCAAUCAAUGGCGACCCGCACGCUAAUCGUCGAGUUGAUGAAAACACUGAGCGCCCAGGACAAACACCAGGGGGACAAGGGGGUUCACGUGAGGGUCCCCAUCUGGGACCCCGGCCUUUGGCCCCGAACACCCCGCAUCGGACACGGCCAGAAGGAACCGAGGCCUCGAGGCAAGAGAACGCGGCCUCUGGAGCCAGCGCUCAAACUAAUGUUCCCCCAGAACCCGCAAGACCUGGGGGUCAGUCUCCCAAUGCAACUCAGUCAGGAUCUGUCCCAGGAAGACCUGACGCAAUGAACAACGCACCUUCUGGACAUAAUGUCCCACCCGGAGGUUAUCAAGGACCUUCGGGUCAAACCUUCCAAGGACCCUCGUGCCAAGCUUAUCAAGGACCUUCAAGUCAAACCAUCCAAGGACCCUCGUGUCAAACCUUUCUAGGACUUUCAAGUCAAACCUUCCAAGGACCUAUUGGUCAAAGCCAAUCAGGACCUUCAGGCCAGACCCUACAAGGACCUGCAGGACAAGGCUAUCAAAUGCCUUCAAGCCAAGGCUAUGGAAACGUGAAUGGACCUGGAGCACAACAAUUCUCCUCGCAGCAAUACGGUACCCAACCUUCAGGAGGAAUUUAUGGCAAUGAACCAACAGGGCAGGCACAACCUCAUCAGUAUUAUGCAUCACAAUACACCAUAUCGAUCCAGGGGGUCCCACAAGGCAUCGGGGAACAACAGUACACCAUGCCAGCCCCUGUCACAGGAUCCUAUGGCCCACAGGGAUGGGGAGCUCCAGUAUAUCAAAACGCUCUGGAAUUACAAAUGGUCGGAGGAAGUGUCGAGAACUCGCCAUUUGUCUCCUGGAUACAAAACUAUCCCCUUCCAAAGGAUCUGAAAUAUCCUUCCCAUCUGGGAACAUACAAAGGAAAAAGUGAUCCGGGCGAUUUCUUGGAAGCAUUUGAAGGAGCGGCAGAGAUGAAGGUCUGGAACGUGCCGAUUGCAUGCAGAAUGUUCAGAUACACACUCGAAUGA
Erigeron canadensis is the source of this 1122-nucleotide messenger RNA. RefSeq names its product protein SSXT-like. The coding region runs from base 1 to 1122 and encodes 373 amino acids. Lineage: Eukaryota; Viridiplantae; Streptophyta; Magnoliopsida; Asterales; Asteraceae. The record is from RefSeq and is a predicted model, not a curated record. The transcript is spliced from 2 exons.